This is a messenger RNA of Hemisphaericaspora subhashii, 1077 nucleotides long. RefSeq lists its product as uncharacterized. Gene Ontology annotation, biological process: lipid metabolic process. Gene Ontology annotation, molecular function: phosphoric diester hydrolase activity. The transcript has a single exon. The record is from RefSeq and is a predicted model, not a curated record. NCBI's taxonomy places the organism in Eukaryota, Fungi, Ascomycota, Pichiomycetes, Serinales, Debaryomycetaceae. The coding region runs from base 1 to 1077 and encodes 358 amino acids.
AUGAUCAACGCAUUUAAGUAUCCUUCUCAUCUUCAAAGCGAUACUACCAUGUUUUCCCAAUCGCCAGGAGGUAUAGAAUAUAACGGCAAUACACCAAAAACCCCAAUUAUUCCCAUCAAACAUACUGUAGAAGGAUUGACUAGAGAUGUUUACAUCAAACCACUUCAUUCCCAUAAUGACUAUUGGAGAGAGAAUCCAUUAUUUGAUGCAUUGAGUGUUGGUUGUCGUAGUAUUGAAAGUGAUAUUUGGUAUUUUCCUAAUGGAUUUACGCUUGAUAGAACAUUGACUGAGACAACAACAACCGAUGAUAAUGAAAUAUCACAAGUUGAAAGACAACAAAAGUUGUAUUUUAGGAAUGACGAGAUAUAUGUCGGACAUAGCGAGAUUUUCCUAAAGCCAAUUAAUACAUUAUUCAAUCUAUAUUUGAACCCAUUAUUUCAAUUUCUUCAAUAUACAAACCCCAAGACGUCAGAAUCCAGCUGGAGAGACAGUCUGUUGGCCGAGAAGAAUGGCGUUUAUUUUAAUUCACCAGAAGAGCCGGUUUAUUUAUGGUUUGAUUUCAAGACCGAGCCGAAUAACACCUAUAAGGCAUUACGUCCUUUAUUACAACCUUUUAUAGAUAAUAAUUUCCUUGCACAUUAUGACUCCGCUACUGGAACGUUCUAUCCUGGACCAUUGAUACUCACGAUUACGGGAAACUUACCCAUAGUAGAAGUCGAGAAUGAGAGAGUAAGAUAUGUAUUUCUAGAUGCUCCACUUUCGAGUUUCCACGAAGAUCAAGAUCCGGAGCUUAUGAAAAAUUAUUCAAAGAUGUGUAGGGUUGCUAGUUCUUCAUUGCAUCAUUUACUUGGUGGUAAGACUCACAAAGCGCAAACCCGUCCAUUUAAUGACAAACAAAAAACAAAGAUAAAGGGCCAUAUUGACAUGGCACAUAAGUACGGUUUAAAGACUAGAGUAUGGGGCGACGUUACUUGGCCCUAUGGGAUUCGUGACUCUCAUCUAAAGGAUUUAUUUAAGCUUGGAUCCGAUUUACUCAAUGUUGAUGAUUUGAAGCAAGCCGAACAAUUGUUUACCUAA